Paramisgurnus dabryanus is the source of this 3385-nucleotide messenger RNA. It is a transcript of the gene mau2, whose product is annotated as MAU2 sister chromatid cohesion factor. Gene Ontology annotation, biological process: mitotic sister chromatid cohesion. Gene Ontology annotation, molecular function: protein binding. The record is from RefSeq and is a predicted model, not a curated record. Lineage: Eukaryota; Metazoa; Chordata; Actinopteri; Cypriniformes; Cobitidae.
ACUCUCGUGUUGUUGUUAUUGUGAUGAUGGCGGCGGGCGCGGAGGCUCCGGACUCCUGGUAUCUGGCGCUGCUCGGGUUCGCCGAACACUUUCGGACCUCCAGUCCUCCCAAGAUCCGCCUGUGCGUGCACUGUCUACAGGCCGUCUUCCAGUUCAAGCCUCCGCAAAGAGUCGAGGCCCGAACGCACCUGCAGCUGGGCUCGGUUCUCUACCACCACACGAAGAACAGCGACCUGGCCCGCACGCACCUCGAGAAAGCGUGGUUCAUCUCACAGCAAAUGCCACAGUUUGAAGAUGUUAAAUUUGAGGCUGCCAGUCUUCUCUCAGAGCUUUACUGCCAACAGAACUUGGUUGACUCAGCGAAACCUCUGUUACGUAAGGCCAUCCAGAUCUCCCAGCAGACCCCAUACUGGCACUGCAGACUCCUUUUUCAGCUGGCGCAACUUCACACUUUAGAGAAGGAUCUUGUGUCAGCGUGUGAUUUGCUGGGUGUCGGUGCUGAAUACGCCCGAGUCGUUGGAUCUGAAUACACCAGAGCUCUCUUCCUGUUGAGUAAAGGCAUGUUGCUGUUGAUGGAGAGGAAGCUACAAGAGGUUCAUCCACUCCUGACGCUGUGCGGACAGAUCGUGGAAACCUGGCAGGGAAACCCCAUUCAGAAGGAGUCACUGCGUGUUUUCUUCCUAGUGCUGCAGGUGACGCAUUACCUGGACGCUGGACAGGUGAAAAGCGUGAAGCCGUGUCUGAAGCAGCUCCAGCAGUGUAUUCAGACCAUCUCGACUCUUCAUGACGAUGAGAUCUUGCCUAGUAACUCGGCAGAUCUCUUCCACUGGCUGCCAAAGGAGCACAUGUGUGUGCUCGUCUACCUUGUGACCGUCAUGCACUCGAUGCAGGCUGGAUAUCUAGAGAAAGCUCAGAAAUACACAGAUAAAGCUCUCAUGCAGUUAGAGAAACUGAAGAUGCUGGACUGCAGUCCCAUUCUGUCUUCAUUUCAAGUCAUUCUGUUGGAGCACAUCAUCAUGUGUCGCCUGGUGACCGGACACAAGGCCACAGCGCUACAGGAGAUCUCUCAGGUGUGUCAGUUGUGUCAACAGUCUCCGCGGCUCUUCUCCAAUCACGCUGCUCAGCUUCACACGCUGCUGGGUUUGUAUUGUAUCUCUGUAAACUGCAUGGACAAUGCUGAGGCUCAGUUCACUACUGCUCUCCGGCUGACCACACAUCAGGAGUUAUGGACGUUCAUUGUGACUAACCUGGCGAGUGUUUACAUCCGAGAGGGAAACAGACAUCAGGAGCUCUACAGUCUCUUAGAGAGGAUAAAUCCAGACCACAACUUUCCCGUCAGUUCUCACUGUCUACGAGCAGCUGCCUUCUACAUUCGGGGGCUUCUGUCCUUCUUCCAGGGUCGGUACAACGAAGCCAAGCGUUUUCUCCGUGAGACCCUCAAGAUGUCCAAUGCAGAGGAUCUGAAUCGUCUAACUGCUUGCUCUCUGGUGCUGCUGGGACACAUAUUCUAUGUGCUAGGAAACCACAGGGAGAGUAGUAACAUGGUGGUUCCAGCGAUGCAGCUGGCCAGUAAGAUUCCUGACAUGUCAGUGCAGCUGUGGUCAUCCGCUCUACUGAAGGAUCUAAACAAGGCUUGUGGCAAUUCAAUGGACGCCCAUGAAGCUGCGCAGAUGCACCAGAAUUUCUCUCAGCAGCUCCUGCAAGAUCAUAUAGCCGCCUGUAGCCUGCCUGAACACAACCUCAUCAGUUGGACGGAUGGACCUCCACCUGUGCAGAUUCAGGCCCAGAAUGGACCCACAACCAGCCUGGCCAGCCUGCUUUAAACCUCACACACACUGUACAUACAUAUCAACCUCCUCCAUCCCCUUAAAACUUUCACAGGAAUAUUACAAACUCCGCUGCCAUUGCCCUGCAGAUUUUUUUUAUCUUGUAUUAUUGAGAUUUUAACUUAUUGAGGUUGCUGACGGUUUGGGUCAUAAGGUUGUUAUUUACUUAGUCUUCAGGAAUGUUGAGGAAUUGAUUGUGUUCAGAAUAAGGCUGUAAAACGUAAUGAAACAUUUACAGGUUUACAUCAACUAAACAGAUGAGGUGACUUUACGCAGACAGAUGCAUAAACUCUGAAUUAACUUGAAACUGAAGGCGUGCGUCACUGUUACUCAAAAAGUUUUAGGAGACAUAACAGAGCGUCUGUUGUGAUGAAACUGAGAGGAUGAAAUAAAAUGAUCAGCUGGGUUUAGUUGUAAUAAUAGUUUCCCCUUUUAAACAGAUGGGGGACUGCGUUGGGCAAGAGAGAAUGCAUGAGAUGAGAUGGUUUCUGUACGUUAGUUUUUAGUAUGUGGAAAAGAAAGCACGCCCUAAUGCUCUUUCAAUUCUGAGUAUUUUAGCAUUACAGGAUUUUUGAAGACAAGCAACUAAAAUUCAAGGAAUUACUCAGCGGUUUGUUUUGGGUUACUAAAGGAAACAAUUUAGCCAUUUUGAGAAUUGUGUUUGAAGCGGAGAAAUGAACUUGGAGUGAAGGUAUCUUAUUUAAUUUCACAACUAUUUCUUCAUGAACUCUUAAGUGUGUUGAUGCACGGGCCAAUCUGACCUCACCAGCUGAGGACGCUUGCGUGCGAGAGGACCAGCGGAAGGCGAUGAUGGUUGCUGGUUAUUUAUCCUUAACUGAAGCAAGCUGAACUAAAGCCAGCCUUGUAGGUUAUCAGCUCUGUACCCAUAAAACACAGUGUAGAAAUGUAUAUGCAGAAGAAUAGCGAGAGAUGAUUGGGUUUCACGGUGACACUUGCAUGGAAAAUGAGCCCUACAGUACAUUGCGUGUUCACAAGCAGACGCAUGCAGGUCCUGUAUCCGGUCCGUCUGCCACCCGUGUGACGGUUGUCGAGUUGCUCAGGACUGGAUGUGCGACUUGUUGUCUUUUUUAUUAUUCACAAUUUUAAUUGAUGUCAGUCUUUCUGCUUUUCAUUUUGUAUCGGCACGUCUCUUAACUGUACAAACGCUCUGGGGACACUCUUUUGUUCUAAAGCUAUUUUCCUUCUUUUCCUCUGUAGUUUUAACAAAUACAUUUAUUAAAAUUUUGUAAAGUUUGAAUAUUUAUAUACCACAUUUAACAAUAUUAUAAUCUUUGUCAUUAUUUUGAUUUGGAAUAGCAUUUGUUUGUAUAAAUGUGAUGAAGCCGUUGUUUGUUGAUCUAGUUUAACACACACUUUGAAUGUGUUGAGUAGGUUAAAGACUUAUUUUAUUGGCUGAAUUGUGGUUCAGCUCCAGUACUGACCCCAGAUCAGUUUUGCUGUAUCCACUGGCUCUAAUAACAGCAUUUUUAAACUAAAUUUUUUUUCUUUGUGUUGGCUUUGAAAUCAUCAAUUUUUUUAAAUAAAAUCUGAGACUUGUA